AUGAUUGUACCAACCCACCGGAGAGGACCUACUGAUAUUGCCUAUGUGGCAUCACUAGGGGUGAAUAAGCAAGUGAUCUUACCGAUAUGGUAUCACUAUCACACCGUACCAACAUCCGAUGUUUUCCUGCCAGAGGAAAUGCCUUUUUCAGUACAUGUGGUUCGUAGAAGAGGAGGUGCGAUCGAUGGAAUACGUCAAAGAGGAAGACAACGUCGAGAGGCUGAUGGCGAGGGACAGCAGGGAGUUGCACCUGAGGUUGGUCCGCAGCACCCGGCAUUUCCCGGAGGACCGACUGAUACUUCUUUAUUGAUUAGAUAUCGGAAUCAUGUUGCCUGUCAUUUAUGGUUGGGCGAGGAGAGACGACCAAAGUCAACCUUAAAGGUUGUUGCACAUGGCAGCAAAUUAAUAGGAUGGGUUCCGGCAAUGCUCCCAAGGCAGAUGAAUGAUUGGUUAGUUGCAUAUGGUCUAUCAUCUUUGCAGUAUACUAGUUUGGCCAGGGUAGAUACGCAUAUUUUAUCUACUUUUGUUGAGAGAUGGAAUCCUGAAACAUCAUCAUUUCAUAUGUCGUUCGGCGAGAUGACCAUCACGCUAGAUGAUGUUUCAUGUCAUCUUCAUGUACCGAUUAGGGGCGAGCUAGUUGACCCCAAUUUUGUUGUCACUGAUUAUGAUGCUAUCCAUCUAGCUGUUGAGUUGUUUGGUGUUUCACUGAGUGAUGCAACUAGGGAGGCUUAUUCUGUUAGGGGUCCUUACUAUAAAUUGGAUUGGUUGAAGCAAGUUUUUAAGCAACAAAGAGCUGCAGAUAACUUUACAGGUGCUAUGAGAGCAUACAUGAUGUUGCUAUUAGGUUGUACUAUUCUUGCCGACAAGACUUUUACUCUUGUCGAGGCAAAAUAUCUACCACUAUUGAGAUAUUUGGAUACUUGUGGAAGAUAUUGCUGGGGGGCAGCUGCAGUGGUUACUCUAUACAGAUACUUAGGGGAUGCUUCAUUUUAUUCAUGCAAGCAGCUUGGCGUUUAUGCCUCUCUUCUUCAGUGUUGGAUUCAUGAGUAUUUUCCAACUGUUGGAAAGAGAGGUACUUCUGGGUUAUGUGGCAUUGAUAGUCCAAUGGCUAGGGCGAUGAAAUGGGAAUAUAGGCAGGGGACGCAAAAAGUGGAUGACAUCCAAGUUGUGUUAGAUCAGUUGACCCCUCGGGAUACCGUCUGGCUCCCUUUUGAGGAUCAUAGGGAGCACCGUCCUUUUGAUGAUAUCUGUUUGUACCGGGGUGGUUUGAAGUGGUAUGACACACUUGAUGUGGAUGUUGAGUGGGCUACAUAUAUGCAGAGUGUGUUGCAGGUGAUCCGAUCCCACGAUGCUUCCCCAACUGUGUUUGCCACCAUACCAUAUGAGACAGACGAUGAUUAUUUGGCGUGGUAUUAUACGGUGUCACAUCCUCGUUUGAGAGCACCACGAGGUGAUCAGCCGAUGGAGGUACCAGUGCCUGUCUAUGACGAAGGACCGUCUGACCCGAGGUUAUCAUUUAUAUCUCAUGAGCUUCAUCCUUACUUACAGUGUCAUCAGGCAUGUCCUGAAGACGAACAGUUUCUAGAGAUAUUUAGAGCACUCAGACUUGCACAGGGCGGACCAUUACCUAGGGAAGGUCCAAUUACUUAUGACAAUGAGUCUGAUUGA
This is a messenger RNA of Vicia villosa (hairy vetch), 1668 nucleotides long. Its product is annotated as protein MAIN-LIKE 1-like. The record is from RefSeq and is a predicted model, not a curated record. NCBI's taxonomy places the organism in Eukaryota, Viridiplantae, Streptophyta, Magnoliopsida, Fabales, Fabaceae. The transcript has 5 exons. Bases 1 to 1668 code for a protein of 555 amino acids. Gene Ontology annotation, biological process: meristem maintenance; meristem development.